This is a messenger RNA of Micromonas commoda, 2194 nucleotides long. RefSeq lists its product with no specific name. The annotation marks the transcript as partial. The transcript has a single exon. Lineage: Eukaryota; Viridiplantae; Chlorophyta; Mamiellophyceae; Mamiellales; Mamiellaceae. The record is from RefSeq and is a predicted model, not a curated record.
AUGCCGGGCGAUAAAGGUCGCGAUGGAUCACCCGCACGCGACAAGUGGCAGCGCGCGAUCUCCAAGGUUGCCGCGUCGACCGCCAUCGCCGAGGAAACCGCCGCCGGGGAGCGAUUCGCGAGGAUCGUGUUGGAGCGAACCUUCGUGGACACGGUGAACAACGAGCGAGCGUUCCUGGCGGCGUUUGGGCAGAGGAGCCUGCACAACCAGCUGUCGUCGAAGAGCCUCAAGGUGGAUUCGGGGCGGGACCUCGAGACGGAGCUUGAAGAUGCCGGGACCGCCGACGGGGGCGCGCCCUCCACCCCGGGUGUCGACCCGAAUGGAGUGAGCCCACCCGAUGACAAAGCCGAGCGCGUGGCUCGCUUGGUGAAGGUGCAGAAGAGCUUGAAAGGGGACGGAUUCGCCGUGUGCUCGGCGUAUAGCCGUAACUUCGAGUACGACCCGAACCUUACGUUCAAGGUCAGUCAGUUCGCUCGCACCCUGUUCUACGAGUGCAUCCCACCGGGACUCAACUGGUUCGUCUGCGUUGGGACCGAGAUGUUGUUCUUUGAGCACACCUUCAAGGAGGCCACGUGCAGCGCGUCCGCGCGCGGAUUCAUAUUGCCCAUUUUCAUUUUCUUGCCUAUUAAGCCCCUCUUCAAGCGCCUGUGCCAGUUCUUUGGGACCAUGGAGGGGCAGCCGGGCUUUUUCUUCUUCUUCUUUUAUUUCUUCGGCUUCUGGUGUUUCUUUCCGAUAUGCGCAGUGGCGCUCAGCGCGGAAGUCCGAGAGUACAUCGAACCGCUGGAGCUAGUGCCCAUGCUCGUACUGCAAUGCGGUCGCAUGCUAUGCAUCUCUUGCAAGUACGCUCUGCUGCCGGAAUCCUACGUGAACGACCGCUUCGGGAAAAUGUACCGUCCAAUGAAGGUCACCGACAUGGGCCGCACUCUGGUUGCCGGCGGCUGGAACAAGGCCAAAGACGAAGAACACUUCGACAUGCUCAAGAUGGAACUCGAAAACGCCUGCAUCCAGGCCGACGUCGAUCUCAGCAACACGGAAAUCAACGUGGGCAGCGCGGAGGCGGCGGCAGUCAUCAGGUUUCGCUCCCGAGGAAUCGGAGAGCGGUCGAGAGCAAGCGCAGGUAAGGCUCCCGAGGUUGUCUCAGGGAAGGAGUUGCUCGCCGCGCUCACGGAUGUGCACAUGGGCGCUCCGAUGCCUCCAUACAUGGAACCGGGCAUCAUGUUAUUCGCAGUGCUUUUCUCAUUGACGUCGCCGAUCAUGCGGGCCUGGUGCGGGCGACCGAUGUUCGGCGCGACGCAUCUGAGCAAAGCCGCGUCCGCCUUUCUGAUGAUGUACUCAUGGUUCAUCUUCGCAAAUAACAUGACAUUUUCGGCAUCUGGGGCGUGGCACUACAAACGUCAGUACAACGCGAUGUUGGCUCUGAACAACAUGGUGCGCUUCCCAGGUGAGCCUUUGAUUAACUUUUUGCCAGAUGUGCCCCUCGGGCCCAAGGGCAAAGUCUCGCCCGAUCAGGAGCCCGCCGAGCUUAGGCAGCUGCGGCAGAAAGUGGCUCAGAAGCCGGAUUUGGCGUUCAUCGUGGACCUGAAGGACCCCGCGAGUUGCCUGUGCUGGUCGCUGGUGCGAAGAUCACUGAGGCACAUUGGAUCGUCCUGGGGCCGGCGUAUGAAUGCGUACUCGGUCAUAUUCUUGAUGAUGUCGUUCGCGUCCGCGGGCAUGCUGCUGAUGCUCUACUACGGCGCCGACCAAUUCGAUCACAGGCUCGCGACGUCGGGGUCGUUCUACGUGCUGUCCAUCUGCAUAUCCUUCCUUGUUUGUACAACCGUGAUCGAGGCUUCGGCGAUUAAUGAGAUGGUGCCCAAGCUCCGGUCUUGGCUGAAGCGCGAGACCGUGGCCAUUGCGGCACAGAUGGCGUACCUCGACGUUCCGAAGGUUCGAACCGAUGCCGACUGCAAGGAGGAAGAGCAGCUGCGCAGCGCGCACAGGCUGAUCGAGAGCGUCGAGCAGUACAUCCUGGUGGAGGAGGAGCAGAGCGAACCGGUGGAGGUGUUCUUCAAGGUGCACGCCACUCCCGCGGCGGUGACGUUCGUGGUGUCCUCGCUGCUGUCCAUGCUCCUGAUUGCCAUGCAGCGAGGGUUUACCAUGAUGGAUUCGGAGGGGUGGUCGUACAGCGGACCGCAAGGGCAGUUCACGAGGGAUC